UCCUCAGGGCCGCGCGUUUUUUCCUUCCCCUUUCCAUUUCUUUUCCACCUCCCCCAAGAGCCGCCCUCUUCUUCUUUCCCCCUCUGCCCUCCUUUAUCACUCAUAGCUUUUAGUUUGGAACAGGGUUUUCUUUCUUUCUCCCCCCUGUUUCUCCUAGGUUUUGGAUUUUCUUGGGCUUGAAGCAGAAGCCUCCUCCUUCAUCCAUCUUCUUUGGGGAUUUAUUAUUAUUACUAUUAUUAUUACUGUUAGAUCAAGUCCUGUUUUUUCCCCCUUGGGGUGGAGGAUUUCAGAGAACUGGACUGCUUAUUUGGAAGAAAGAAACUCCCCAAAAAGGACCCCCGACAAGUCAUGUGAAACAGGGACUGCUUUUGGGAUCUGCAUUUGGCAUGGGCAACCUUUCUCAAACUUGGAGGAGGAGAAGAGAAGUAACUAGAGGAGAAAAGUUCCAGGUUCCCUUCCUGAAAAGACCUCAAGUGUGAGAAGGAGAGGAACAGUCUCCUUCUUCCAGCAGUUAUGCCUUUUGGAUUGAAAUUGCGCAGGACCCGGCGCUACAAUGUCCGAAGCAAGAACUGUUUCAUGACACGGAUUCGCUUACUUGACAACAAUGUGAUUGAGUGCACACUUUCAGUGGAGAGCACUGGGCAGGAAUGCCUGGAGGCCGUGGCUCAGAGGCUGGAAUUACGAGAGACACACUAUUUUGGCCUUUGGUUUCACAGCAAGAGCCAGCAAGUGCGAUGGGUGGAACUGGAGAAACCACUCAAAAAGCAGCUGGACAAGUUUGCCAGUGAGCCUCUACUUUUCUUUGGGGUCAUGUUCUACGUGCCCAGUGUUGCUCAUCUGCAGCAAGAGGUCACAAGGUAUCAGUAUUACCUGCAGGUGAAAAAGGAUGUUCUUGAUGGACGACUGCGAUCUUCGUUUGAGCAAGGGAUAAGGUUAGCUGCACUGGCAGUUCAAGCUGAUUUUGGGGACUACCAUCAGUUUGAAUCCCAUGAUUUUCUCCGGGAAUAUGUUUUGUUUCCUGUGGAUUUGACCCAAGAUGAAGCAGUCCUUGAGGAACUGACUCAGAAAGUAGCUCAGGAACACAAAAAUCAAAGUGGUAUCUCUGCAGCAGAAGCGGAAUUUCUUUACAUCAGUGAAGUGGAACGACUAGAUGGGUUUGGGCAGGAAAGCUUCCCUGUGAAGGACAAUCAAGGAAAUGACAUGCAUCUUGGAAUCUUCUGUAUGGGGAUUUUUGUAAAGAAUCGAAUGGGAAGGCCCACAGUGAUCUACAGGUGGAAUGAUAUUGGAAAUAUAACGCACAACAAGUCUACGAUUGCUGUGGAACUGCUCAACAAGGAUGAAACAGUGCUCUUUCAUACGGAUGACCUUGAAAAUGCCAAGUAUAUUUCACGGCUGUUUGCUGCAAAGCACAAGUUUUACAAGCAAAACAAAAUAUGCACAGAACAAUCAAAUUCCCCUCCUCCUAUCAGACGGCGACCCACUUGGAGUAAAUCAUCCUUGCCAAGGCAGCAUCCAUUUAUUAUGCCUCCUAUGCACAUCCAGUGUGGAGAACACUACACUGAAACUCACAAUUCACAAGACAGCAUUUUUCAUGGAAAUGAAGAAAUGUUUUACUGUCGAUCUCAGACUAGCUUGGACAGAUGUGCAAUGGACUUCAGCUACUUGAAUGGCAAUGUCCCAAAUGGCAGUGUGUGCAGUGCUCAGAGUAUGAACUCUCUCAACCGCUCACAAAACUUUAUUCAAGCUUCUCCAGUGUCUUCCAACCUCAGCAUCCCUGGAAGUGACAUUAUGAGAGCGGACUACAUCCCAAGCCAUAGACAUAGUGCAAUCAUUGUCCCUUCCUACAGACCAACCCCAGACUAUGAAACUGUAAUGAGGCAAAUGAAGAGAGGGGUUAUUCACAUGGACAGCCAAAGCCAAUCUUUAAGAAAUCUCAAUAUUGGGAAUACUCAUGCUUACAACCAACCCAAAGACCUUGUAUACAGCCAACCAGAGAUCCGGGAGAGACCUCCUUAUGCCAUUACCUAUGGGCCCCAGGGCACUUACAAAAAACACAUUGCUCCAUCUGAGAAAGUGAAUCCCAUCAGUGCAGCACAGGCAAAAACAGCUGCUACUGCCAUUUCCCAUACUGUGAGCACGCCAGAGCUAGCCAACAUGCAGCUCCCCAACAAUCAGAGAUGUGGCACAGUGCACAUUCUAAAGAACUGUCUUUUCAGGCCACCACCACCCUAUCCACGUCCACGCCCUGCUACCAGCACACCUGACUUAGCAAGUCACCGCCACAAGUAUGUCAGUGGUAGCAGCCCUGACCUGGUCACUCGUAAGGUCCAGCUCUCAGUGAAGACCUUUCAGGAGGAUAGCUCUCCAGUUGUCCACCAGUCUCUCCAGGAAGUUAGCGAGCCUCUCAUCGUGGCCAAGCAUCAUGCAGGUGUUAACAAGCGCCACAGUUUGGAGGUGAUAAGUAACAUGGUUCGUGGUAUGGAAGCCAUGGCUUUAAAGAGUCUGAAUGCUCCCUUACCACGCAGGAAUACCUUGCGUGAGCAGGUGCAGCCAGAGGAGGUGGUGCAACGGGGUCAUGAGGUCCAGCAGCUUCCCCGCUACCAUCACAAGAAGACCUUCUCAGAUGCCACCAUGCUGAUUCACAGCAGUGAGAGCGAAGAGGAAGAAGAAGCUGCAGAAUCUGUGUCUUCUAUGGCAGCACUUCAUGAAAACAUGGAAUAUAGCACUCAGCUCCAAGCUGCUUUGGCAAGAAUACCAAAUAAACCUCCUCCCGAGUAUCCUGGCCCAAGGAAGAGUGUGAGCAACGGAGCUCUGCGGAAUGAACCAAUCAACAUUUCACUGGCUGUGUCUCGAGGCAGGCCUGUGAGGCCAGGGCCUGCAAAAGCCCUUAGCAUAUCUCGAACUGAUCAAACCUCUAUCAAUGGUUCUUUGCUUGGGCCAUCAAUCUCUGAGCCAGAUCUUACAAGUGUAAAGGAAAGAGUCAAGAAAGAGCCAGUGAAGGAGAGGCCUGUAUCUGAAAUGUUUUCUAUUGAAGAUAGUAUCAUAGAAAGGGAGAUGAGGUAUCUAGAGAAACAGAAGAUGGCAGGCCUGGAGGCCCAGAAGAGGCCCUUGAUGUUGGCAGCUCUCAAUGGUCUCUCAGUUGCUCGUGUUCCAGUGCCUGAGGAUAGCCAGGAUGAAGGCGCCAAGGUGCCAAUGGAUGAGCGGUGUAAACUUCUGAGACGGAAACUGGAAGAGGGGAUGGUAUUCACUGAAUACGAACAGAUUCUAAAGAAGAAGGCAGAUGGGAUAUUUACCACAGCAUUGCUCCCUGAGAACAUAGAGCGUAACCGUGUCAGAGAAGUAAUUCCAUAUGAGGAAAACCGAGUGGAGCUAGUGCCAACCAAAGAAAACAAUACAGGCUACAUCAAUGCCUCACACAUAAAGGUUGUAGUAGGUGGGGAUGAAUGGCAUUACAUUGCUACACAAGGACCUUUGCCACAAACGUGCCAUGACUUUUGGCAAAUGGUGUGGGAAGAAGGGGUGAAUGUAAUAGCCAUGGUGACAGCUGAGGAGGAAAGAGGAAGAAGCAAGAGCCAUCGUUACUGGCCCAAACUUGGCUCCAAACACAGCUCAGCUACUUAUGGGAAGUUUAAAGUUACCACCAAAUUCCGCACUGAUUCUGGUUGCUAUGCCACUACGGGUCUGAAGGUGAAGCACCUUUUGUUAGGACAAGAAAAAACAGUGUGGCAUUUGCAAUAUACUGACUGGCCAGAUCAUGGUUGUCCAGAAGAACAAGGCUUUCUGUCCUAUUUGGAAGAAAUCCAGUCUGUGCGGCGCCAUACCAACAGCGUUCUGGACAGUAGUAACAACUGCAACCCUCCAAUUGUAGUGCACUGCAGUGCAGGUGUGGGAAGGACAGGUGUGGUUAUUUUGACAGAACUCAUGAUUGGCUGCCUGGAGCACAAUGAAAAAGUUGAUGUUCCAGUGAUGCUGCAGCAUCUCAGAGAGCAAAGGAUGUUUAUGAUCCAGACCAUCGCUCAAUACAAAUUUGUUUAUCAAGUUCUCAUCCUGUUCCUUCAAAAUUCCAGACUCAUAUAACAACCUCAGAAGAGGUCCUACAGUUAUAAAGCCCUCUGAUUCUGGCGAAGAAUCUCUCUCUCUCUCUUUUUGCCAUGUCUGUUUUUUUACAGAAUUUUACGGCACAUGAUCAACUUUGCCUCAACAGUAAGGAGACUUUGUUCUUCCCACAUAUUAUUUUAUACAAAAUAAUUUAUUAUUAUUAUUUUCCUGAAAAUGAUGUGUGAAUUUCCUUAAUUUGUGAAAUGUGAUGAUUUUUGUAAUAAUGGAACCACAUUUGACAUGACAUCUUCACUGCAACCUGACUUUAAAAGGGGGAGAUAUUUCCAUCCAGUGAUGUUCUCUUGUUCUUUGCAUUGCUGUGUGAUAUGUUUAGCAGUUUGCAUAUUUUUAUUUUUUGGCAGCAUAAUAUUUUACAACCCUUAUUUUAGGACCAUGUAAAUAAAUACUCUACUAAAAGAGGCACUUGUCCAAAUUUUAAAAGUGAAAACAUUUCUAUAAUAUUAUUAAGAGGGAACAAACUGUUGUCCUGUGUCAGUUUUCUGCAACUUGAUGCUGUCCAGAUGUGUUGGACUUCAGUCCCAUCUUCCCCAAUCAAUUGGGAGGGGGGGGGCAUCAGGUUGUGGAAGGCUUCUGUAUGGGAUGUACAUGUUGAAUUACACAGAAGAAGCAAGACUUCAAAUAUAAUGUCAAGGUCUUCACUGUUGGGCAAGAAUUAUCAUAAGACUCAAGUUAUGGCUAGAAUGCAUCUAGGUAUGUAGCUACAAAAUAACUAAGUUUGCAUCUAGGUAUGUAGCUACAAAAUAACUAAGUUGCUGUAUUAGGAUCCCUUCCAAAUGCUUCCCCUGAAAAAUCAAAAAUCUCUUGUCCCACCCGUGAGGCUGAAUGGUAACUCUAGAAGAGGUUUUCAUAUGGUUUAGGAAAGGGGUCAGUGUAAAUCCAAGGUCCCUAAUAUGAAAUAUCUGGAAUUGGAGGAAGCUUUCAAACCAAGCUGUUGUUUUGAUUAGGUGUUUCUUGGGAAACAAGCCAUUGCAGUGUUCUUCUGUGGCAAUCUAUUAAUGUGAAAGUGGCAGCUUCCGCUCAUUUCAUUAAGGUUUGGGCAGCAGAACCCUCAACCUCCACGACAUAGCAGAUUGUGCCCUAAGUAUUUCCAAGCUCUGCUCUGCUAUCUAGUCUGAUGCUUAAAAUUUAUUAUUAUCAUAUACACAUAAGAAGCUCUGAUACAUUGAGUUGCCCUGUUGAUCCAUCUACUCCACUAUUAUCUGUUCUGGUGAAUAACUUUCCAAGGCCUCACUACCUGAGAUUGUUUUAACUCAAAUUCCUGUUUACUGACAGUGGCAGACAUGGGCUCUGUCCAUGAGCUGUCUACAAAUUCUCCUUAUGGGGACAUAUUCAUAUUGAUCUGUUGUUGCUCUUUGUCUCGUUUGUGCAUUUUGUUUCUGUUUUUCAUUGUCAUUCCAAGCAAUAGUGGUUAAGCUGACUAUGCUUAGGAUGGGAUGCAGAUAGGUUGAAGUUGAGCCACUUUCAAGUUAUCUGCCUACCGAAAAAGAAACAUGAAUCCCAUUAGGAAAAUAACUCCAAUCUGAUCAGUCAUUGGGUUAGCCGGUAAUUGAUUAAUCUCUUGAUUAGACAAGCAUAUGGAUAAAAGUCUUCAUAAAAACAUAAAAAAGAACCCUGCUGGAUUAGUUCAAAUGCUAUCUAGUAUAGCAUUCUGUUCAUACAGGUACCAACCACAAACAGGACAUGAGUGUGAUCACCCUCUCCUGCUUGUGUUUUCCAGCAACUGAUACACAGAGGCAUUCUGCCUUUGGUACUGAAAAGAAGGUAUCUAUUAUGAUGAAUAGAUACCAAUAGCCCCAUCCUCUCAUGAAUCUAAUCUUUUAAAUUGUUUGCCUUGGUGGUCAUUGCUAGAUCUUGUGGUAUCAAAGCCACAGUUUCAAAUCUGUGCUGAGUAAAGUCAUCUGAGGAAGUAGAUCACAUUUACUAAAGCUUAUACUACAGCGUCCUUUGCUCAGUUAGUCUCAAAGCUUCUACAGGAUUGCAUACUUACAUUCCAGACUAAUACAGCCCUCCACAUUUAAAUAUUUGACUUUUGAGGGCUCACCGCACUUCCAUUUGUUUGUCCUGAAUGUUACAUCAUUCACCUUCAGUGGAUGACCUCAAGUUAGUGAGAGUUGGAGAAAAUAAUCUCCCCUCCCAUUUCCUCUGCACCAUCCAUAGGUUUACUCAUUGCCAUUAUGUCUCCCUUUACACACAGUUAACAGCCCUAGUGCUAUAUACUUUCCUCACCAGAGGUUGCUUGAGUCAUUUGUUGGUUUUGGUUUCCCCUUAAUGUAUUUCCUGUGUUCAUAAGGCCCACAAGGCCCAUUCUUUCCCUCAUGGAAAGUAAGUGGAAAUGUUGUAGUUUUCUCAAGUACAUCUGGCCAAAGUGUGAACAGAAUGCUGGACUAGAUUGCAAUUUUAAUAAGAAUAAAUCUAAUCCAACAGGACUCUUCUUGUAUUCUUGAGAACAUGUGUGUUUUUAGAAAUGUGUGUGUAUGCACAUAUUGUGUAUACACAGAUCAAAUAAAUUGUUACUAGUUUAAUUUGAGGUAGCUUUUUUAAUCCAUUAAGGCUAAAGUCCCAUGGAAACUUUCCUGGAUAUAAGACUACAAUCACAUCUGUGUAAUCAUCAUUGAACAGAAUGGAGCUUACUUCUGAGUAAACCUGCAUAUGAUUGCAUCAUAAAAAUAUUUUCAUCUGUUAAUCUAGCUGGUGAAUCAAUUGAACUUUUUACCCCAAAUAAAAUGCAGACAGACCUUCUACAGGAAAAGAGUUCAAGCCAGCCCAAAUGAUUGGGGAAAAUAAAAUAAAGCGAAAAAUCUCUUGCUGAUGCUCCUUUAGAGAUGCUGUUGAUGCUUUAGUUAACUCCACUUUUCAGUCCAGCGUCUCCUUGUCGAUGCCAACAUAUCUCUUGUUAAAUUAGCUGCAACCAUUUAAAGUCUUUUAGUGGCAUCUGCGUGAUAAUUGCACAGAGACGCUUUGUAUCUGGGAAGCCAGCCAAGGAAUAAAACCUUGAAGCAAAGUGUAUUAAAUUAGUGAUCUCAUUAUAGCUUUUUGAAUAAUUUCCUAAUGAUGAAUUAAGUUUGAACCCAGAACUGUCAAGUCCCAUUGCUCUGUUUGGCCUGACAGGUAGGGAGUAAGAUAGGGGAAAUAAUCCGCUCCAAGGUCUGAUUACUAUGAGAUCUGAGUUGUAAUGGGUAUAUUCUUGGCUUUUCUGGAAGUGCACAAACAAAAAGAACUUAUUUAAUAAGCAGGCAUAAUGGAGGCUGAAAGGGGAAAGUUAGCAAGGUGUUGCCAAGGCUAUUUGUCACUGUGUGUACACAUGCACACAGAAUUAUAGAGGAGAGCCUUCUGCAAUGAAGAACAAUGCCCACAAGCAAGCCAAAUUGUUACUAGCAUAAUCAGCAACCAUUUUCAUGCCAUUCCUAAAAUGGCUGAUGGUGCUGAAAGUGACUUUCCUUCUUUUUAUUAUUGUUAAAAUGCAUGUUACAUGCACUGCAGUUUUCACAGGAGAUUUGAACUUGACAAGCUCUCUUUAACAUCUUACUCCAAAUGAGAGAUCUUUGCAUUUCUUCAAUGAUUCCUCACUGCCCUUAUUUGUAAUGUUAAUGUCAGUGUUACAGUAUUUAUUUUACCAAGCCAUAGUGCCUUUUAGUUAUGCAUCCAAGGCUGGGAAAGAGAGAUUCUGAUCAGGUCUUUCAUUAGUCCCAGAGUAAAUGACAUAGGCGAAUUAUAGGGGGCACAGUUUAGUGGGAUAACACAUGCUUUUUUAUGCAGGAGGUUUAAUCCUUAACAUUGCCAGAUAGAGCUGGGAAAACCCUUGCCUGAAACCCAUGGAGAGCUGCAGUAGCCAGUUUCAACAAUGUUGUGCUAGAUGGUCUGAGCAGUUUCCUGUGUAUCUGUGCCCACUUACCUAAGGAUGAACUAGCUCGAACUCCAUGUUUUAGCACUUCACACAUGAGCAGAAAGGAGUCUACCGAAAGCCUCCAGAUUAUACACUCCCUGCUCCUAUGUCUCCUUCCAGUCCGGGAUUAUUUUGUUGACUUGUCUAGUGUUCUCAAGUCUCAUCUAAUUUGGAGUUUAAUAUAAAUUGUUAUUAACCGGGGAUUUGUGUAUAAAAAAGUAAGCAAGUAAUGUUUACAUUUCCUUACCUAUAUUA
Messenger RNA from Sceloporus undulatus (fence lizard), 8257 nucleotides. It is a transcript of the gene PTPN14, whose product is annotated as protein tyrosine phosphatase non-receptor type 14. The transcript has 19 exons. Gene Ontology annotation, cellular component: cytoskeleton. Gene Ontology annotation, biological process: lymphangiogenesis; protein dephosphorylation. Bases 514 to 4077 code for a protein of 1187 amino acids. Lineage: Eukaryota; Metazoa; Chordata; Lepidosauria; Squamata; Phrynosomatidae. Gene Ontology annotation, molecular function: protein tyrosine phosphatase activity. The record is from RefSeq and is a predicted model, not a curated record.